AUGCCGGGGAAUGGAGCCACGGACACCGCCUGCCCUGCCACCACACCCAUGGCAGCGUUCCUGGGGGGCCCGGCUGAGGGGUCUCCAUGCACCCCCGGCCUCGGGUGGGCUGGCGAGGGGCCGGGGGCCGGCGGCAAGAACCGGCACGUGUGCCACGCCGCGGCACGGCUGGAGAUGGGCAGCCUCUGGGAGGAGUUCAACCGCCUGGGCACCGAGAUGAUCGUCACCAAGGCAGGCAGGAGGAUGUUCCCAACCUUUCAGGUGAAGCUUUCAGGGCUGGAUCCCUUGGCCGACUACGUCCUGCUCAUGGAUUUCAUCCCGCUGGAUGACAAGAGAUACAGAUAUGCCUUCCACAGCUCAUCCUGGCUGGCGGCGGGCCGGGCCGAGCCGGCGGCUCCUGGCCGCGUCCACUUCCACCCCGACUCCCCCGCCAAGGGCGCCCAGUGGAUGCGGCAGAUCGUGUCCUUCGACAAGCUCAAGCUGACCAACAACCUCCUGGACGACAACGGCCAUAUCAUCCUCAACUCCAUGCACCGCUACCAGCCCCGCUUCCACGUCGUCUUUGUGGACCCGCGGCGCGACAGCGAGCGCUUCGCCCACCAGAACUUCAAGUCCUUCAGCUUCCCCGAGACCCAGUUCAUGGCAGUGACAGCCUACCAGAACCACCGGAUCACCCAGCUGAAGAUCGCCAGCAACCCCUUUGCCAAGGGAUUUCGGGACGGCGACCCCGAGCCAUGGUGUGGGGUGCCGGCAGGGUCCCUGCUGGGGGCAAUGCCCCGUGCCCGGGCCACCCCGCUGCCCCCGGGGCCCGAGAAGCAGGAGAAAGGGGCUCCACGCAGCCACAGGGCUCUGGCUCCUGCCCCCCAACCGCCAGCAGUACCCCCCAGUUUCCCCGAGCUCCCUGCCCCCACCUUCCAGCCCCUCACCUGCCCCCCUGGUGUCUGUGUGGGAGCCAAACCCCGCACCCUGCCCUACCCCCUGCCCGCCUUCCCCCAGCUCAGCACCUACGGCCCCACCGCAGCCCCAACCUUUGGCUACGGCCAGCAGUGA
This is a messenger RNA of Melospiza georgiana, 1050 nucleotides long. It is a transcript of the gene TBX10, whose product is annotated as T-box transcription factor 10. Bases 1 to 1050 code for a protein of 349 amino acids. The transcript has 8 exons. NCBI's taxonomy places the organism in Eukaryota, Metazoa, Chordata, Aves, Passeriformes, Passerellidae. The record is from RefSeq and is a predicted model, not a curated record. Gene Ontology annotation, cellular component: nucleus. Gene Ontology annotation, biological process: regulation of transcription by RNA polymerase II; cell fate specification; positive regulation of DNA-templated transcription. Gene Ontology annotation, molecular function: DNA-binding transcription factor activity, RNA polymerase II-specific; RNA polymerase II cis-regulatory region sequence-specific DNA binding.